Messenger RNA from Armigeres subalbatus, 1005 nucleotides. RefSeq lists its product as uncharacterized. The transcript has 4 exons. Gene Ontology annotation, molecular function: nucleic acid binding. The record is from RefSeq and is a predicted model, not a curated record. Lineage: Eukaryota; Metazoa; Arthropoda; Insecta; Diptera; Culicidae. The coding region runs from base 1 to 1005 and encodes 334 amino acids.
AUGGUGUCUCGUGGAAUGUCGGUAGAUGAGUUUGUCAGCAACGACGUUUGGAAGCAAGGUCCUACUUGGUUGGCGUACCCUCAGGCAGCCUGGCCAAUCUCGAAUACAAACACCGUACCUGAGGACGAUUUGGAGGAAAAAACAGUGAUCGUAUCAUCGCAUACUGCCUCCGUUUUGCUGCAAAAAACUCGUGCCAAAGCUAGAACACAACCUCUCGUAGCGCCCCAAGAAAAUGUCAACUCAGAAAUACUUACUGUUGAAGAGCUUGCCCAUGCCAAUACCCUGCUAGUCCGCCUUGUUCAACAUGAUACAUUUAAGCCAGAAGUCAAGGAGCUUCAUCAAGAUGGAAUCAUGCAUCUUUCCCAGCUUCCCUUUCAAUCGAAGCAUCCCACCCUCCUACCUAAAAAUCAUCCGUUGUCCCAGUUGAUCGCUGAAGAUUAUCAUCGCCAGCUGCUCCAUGGCGGCGGGCGUCUGCUUCUAUCAACUAUACGCGAAAAAUACAAGCCGCUCAAUGGAAGAAAUUUGGUUAAAACUGUCGUCAGAAACUGUUUCCGAUGCUCACGCUAUCGUCCGGUGCUUGCGCAACAGCAAAUCGGGCAGCUGCCAGCCUCGCGGGUCAUUCAAAAUCGCCCGUUCUCGAUCACCGGCGUUGACUACGCCGGUCCCCUAUACCUGAAGCCGAUCCACAAGCGGGCCGCCCCCGCAAAGGCUUACCUGGCAGUUAUUGUGUGUUUUACCACCAAGGCGGUCCACUUAGAAUUAGUUGGAGAUUUAUCUACCCAGAGAUUUCUCGCCGCCCUGCGGAGAUUCAUUUCGAGACGGGGUUACUACACCGUUCUGCAUCAGAUCGAAGCUGCCAUGAACUCGCGUCCGCUGCUGCCCAUGUUCGACGACCCCAACGAUCUAGCAGCGCUGACACCGGCGCACUUCCUUAUUGGAACAUCGAUAUCCGCCCUGCCCGACCCAGACUAUCAGCUGCAACCACAAUGUACCCUUGGGAUGUAG